Caenorhabditis remanei is the source of this 762-nucleotide messenger RNA. RefSeq lists its product as uncharacterized. The transcript has 6 exons. The record is from RefSeq and is a predicted model, not a curated record. Lineage: Eukaryota; Metazoa; Nematoda; Chromadorea; Rhabditida; Rhabditidae. The coding region runs from base 1 to 762 and encodes 253 amino acids.
AUGGCAAAGUGGUCAAAUGAAGUGGCCACUUAUUUGAUUGCUUCAUACUCUGGAGUCUACGUUUCUAUCGUUUCGUUUUUCACCGUUCUUUUUGUGUUCAUAUAUUGGACUAUGAUGAGUAAUCCGUUGGUUAGCUUCUUCAAAGGAUGGAAACUCAUCAUUCUUUUGAGUUGGUCAAUAUUUUCUGGAAUUAUUGGAGGAGCAAUCGUUCUGUAUUUGGGAAGAAUCGAUGACUAUUCAAGGGAUUAUAUGAGAAACGUCAUGCUAGAACACUAUAAUCUAGAUGUAAACCAGAUAUCUGGCUACGCGGUUGUCGCUUAUGAUGGAAACGGAAAUCUUCGCUGGAUUAGUUUGAUCUUCAUUAUUGCGAGCAUUGCAAUUCUCGGGGUUCAAUUUCUGAUUGUCUGUGGUCUGCAAAUGCAUUUCAAAAUGAAUGAAAUGCUGAAAAAUGUAUCAGAAACACAUAGAAGACUACAGAAACAAUUCUUCAAGAGUUUAGUUUUGCAGAUAACGUCUCCUACACUGACGUUCUACAUUCCAGCAGUUGCAAUUCUAACUGUCCCUUUUCUAAAUCUCGAAUGGAGUCUUCCAACUGGUUUAAUCGUUUGCUCAUUCUCGAUUUAUCCACCAAUUGAUUCUCUCAUUCUCAUGCUUAUUGUAUCUGACUAUCGGAACGCUAUCAAGGGUAUCUUCAAGAAUCCUUCCAGUAUGCUCCGUGGAAAGUCAACAACUCAGGAGGCGUUUUCACAGAGGACUUUCUAA